GAGAUGAAAAUACGGAUUUAACAAAUUAACGCACGAUGAUGUGCGAAAAGUAUCGCCUAAUAUAUAGCAAGCGAAUUUUGUUGCUCCAUCGAUGAAUCAAAAAAUUCGCCCGAUAUAUAGAGAAACUUGUAACUAACGAACUCUAUUUUAUUUCUUAGCGCUUGUUUUAUCACGUUUUACCAACGCGUCGUUUAGAUUAUACAUCACUUAUCAGUGACAUGCACGUUCUAAAAACACGCUGUUAAAUUUGUGUAACAUUGAAGAACGAAUUUCUCUCGAAUCCGUAAUCACUCUCGCAAUCGAAGCGCGGAUCAGGAAAAACGAUUUGCGCGAUACAUACUACGCCCAGCUGGUCGUAAGAUUCGCCGUCGGUGGGGUGAAGCACUCAAGAUCCCCAACCUCUUUCGCCUGGAUCUGACGCCAUGAUCUGUGUCGCCGUGUCAUAGCACGAAUUGCGAGUGUGUAGUGUACACGGAUUCAUCAUCACGUCGAGCACGACGCCAGAUCUCUUUUUAAUUAUGAGUGGUGUCAUUGGUCGCAAACUUUUCCUGAGGACGUAAAUCACAUCUGCGACGAUCGCUUAAUCCGCGAGAAAAUUACCGAGGGACUCGUCAGCGAGGACACGCCGGUCCCUGUGACCGGGGGCUUCGUUGUUUCUGGACUUUCUCACAUCCGAAUACGGAAACGGCCAGUUUCCCUUCUCCCCACCCCCCUUCACGCGAAUGACACAUCUUGAUGGAACGAUCCGAAAUCGUAAAUCAAGAAUAACGAGAAUGUCAGUGCCACCUCCUCCGCCACCUCUACAGGCCAACGCCUGUGGUCCGCCACCAAUGGCAGGUGACAACAGAAGCGCACUGUUGCAAUCCAUAAGGGUGGGUAAAACCCUGAAAAAGACUGUUACCAUGGAUAAAAGUGCACCUGCUUAUUCUGGAAAAGUAAUGGGCGAAGGAUCAAGCCCAUUAUUAAGUACUAAUAGUAAGAAUAACAACUUCAAUGUAGCGAAUAGCAGCAAUAAUUCCAGUAAUAGCGGGCCUAUGUCACUGGGUGGUUUAUUUGCGGGUGGUAUACCAAAAUUAAAACCCACAGGAUUGAGAGGAAAUAUAACCGAGAAAGAAGGACAAAAUACGAAUAAUUCUAGUUUUCUUCACUCGUCAUCUGGAUCGUCUCACAGUACGACAAGACGUGGUCCACCUCCGAUCCCACCACCGGCUACACAGAAGCCACAAUUAUACAGUCAGCAGGGGCAAAGUACUACUGAUUCCGCGGUGAGCAAUUCGGACACUAUGCCGAGAGGAUACGCGAAAUCAGUUGCGCCUAAAGCAGUGCCGUCUCUCACAUUGCAAAAGCCGUCGCCGCCACCUAAGAAUUUGAAUCUGACGAGCAGCGCGAGCGUAGCGAGAGCGCAAAGCAUGCGACUGCCACGUUCAUCUCCGGUUCUAGUAUCGACGCCGUCGUCCCUGCAUCAGUCGCAGGAUUGCUUGAAUGAAACAACCACGCCGCAACCUACAAGACCUGCAAAUCGAAUUCUUAGGCCUCCCGUAACGAGACCACCGUCGCCGCCAAUUUCUCGAGCGCACGCUAUGCCUACAAGACCGCCAUCUCCGCCGACUCCACGAGCAAAACCUCCAUCGCCGCCGAAUUCACGGCCGAGCACUACUCCCGCUACACCAGUAAUGAGAGCAGCUCCGCCGCCGCCGUCGAGAGUCACGGUUACUGCGCCAUGUAUACCACCACCGCCACCUCCAUUGCCUCAUCGUCCUGCACCUACGUUACAGAGACCGCCACCACCCCCUCCGACUCCUCCAACCAGAAGUUUAUCAGUGCGCAACGGUAGUGGUCAAGCUGUGGUAAGUUCUGUCGACCUGGAAGUACGAUUCGCCGAGAUGUUUCAUCCUGUGUCGAGUUUUCCGCAGCCGGAACCCUUCAAAGGCUUCGUCAAAGUUUACAGCAGUAGGAACGCAGCAAAGCAACACGCUCCAGCUCCACCUCUGCAAACGUCUUCUGCUCCUAAUACACUGCAUUCAUUAAAUACUUCGUCUGGGAAUAAACAGUGGCAAAACAAUGUAACCCCUUUGGCAUAUUGAUCACUUACAUAUACUUAAAUCAUUACUCAAUUGAGUGUAUUAAUUAAAAAUUUUCUCAAUGCUGCCACAAAACGUUAAACUAUAAAAUAGAUAUGAAAGAGAUAAAUCAACAGAGUAUAAUUGUGUAUGAGUAAGAGAAAGAGAAAAUGUGUGCGAGUGAGUGAUUUGCGAGCUCACUUAUAUAAUAAAACGUUUUAGACAAUAUUUUCUGUACAGUUUAUCUUAGAGAAAAAAAAUCUGUUUAAUAUACCUAGAUUUCAAUUACAUGUGUAAAAAAUCUUGUUAGAAAUUCUAGGCUUGUUAUUAUCUAUUAACAAAAGUGUAAAAGAUAUUAAAAUGAAAAAACAUAUCUUUCAUUCUAAAAUCAAUACUACUCUCAUUUAUCCUUCCUGCAAUCAUUGUACUAUAGUUUUCUUGUCAACUUUCGUAAACUUAGUAAAUAUUACACCAAUUCAUUAAUUUACAUCUAGUGUAUAAUAAAUAA
Pseudomyrmex gracilis is the source of this 2568-nucleotide messenger RNA. RefSeq names its product WAS/WASL-interacting protein family member 3-like. The transcript is spliced from 6 exons. Gene Ontology annotation, cellular component: cytoplasm; actin filament. Bases 723 to 2084 code for a protein of 453 amino acids. The record is from RefSeq and is a predicted model, not a curated record. Lineage: Eukaryota; Metazoa; Arthropoda; Insecta; Hymenoptera; Formicidae. Gene Ontology annotation, biological process: actin filament polymerization. Gene Ontology annotation, molecular function: microtubule binding; actin binding.